Cinara cedri is the source of this 7340-nucleotide messenger RNA. NCBI's taxonomy places the organism in Eukaryota, Metazoa, Arthropoda, Insecta, Hemiptera, Aphididae. The record is from the annotation of a GenBank genome assembly.
AUACUAGUAUAGAAAAUUGUACAAUGUACAUAGUUUAUGUUUGUAACAGUUGCAAAUUGUAAUUAUUGUUAGGUGAUUAAUACUUUUUUUUUUAAUUGACAAAAAACAAAUAAAGAAAAAGCUUUCCUUUAAAUAAACAUUUGUGGAUUUCGUUUUAUUUAAAUAGUGUAAUGGUAACUAGAUCGAGGUUAUAAAUUUGUACGUGUCUGUAUUUUGUAACCAAUUUUUAACCAUGGCUACGUUAAGUACAAGAGUUAAAGAAGAAAGACGAAAAAGGGUAAAUAAAAUUAUACACAAUAAAAUUUUAGAAUUUUUUUUAUACUGUAUCAUUAUAUUUUAAAUAUCAUAUUAUGUUCUAGUAAUUGAGUUUUAAAUUUUAAAGCUAAUUAUAUCAGAUUAUAUUGUAGGUAUACAGCGUUCUAAUUUUUAAAUUAAGUUCACUUAUUUUUUACAUAUUUAGGAACAUAUAAUGCAAGUAACCUUGACACUUUAAUUUUAUAAUAUGUAAAUUCUAAAAGUAUCAUUAUUACAUAGGUAGAAUUAAUUAUAUAAUUAUGUAAUAAAUAAAUUAUAACAAUUUAAAUGAUUGUUAUUUUAGCCUUUAUGAUCCACCUAUAAAAAUAUAUUCACAAUACAUACAAUGUUCUAAUUAAAUGUAAUGAGGCUUUAGAAGUCUGUGUUUGUAAAAUAUAGUAAAAUAAAUUUACAAGUAACAUAUAUAUCAGUAUGUGUUUCUAUAAGGCUAAAUUAAAUUAGUCUAUACAAUUUAGGAGAAUUAGAUUUGUAGCAUAACUUGUAAUAAUAUUUAAAAAAAUCCAAACAAGUAAUUUAAGUUUGUACCUACUAUUUAUUAAUUUUAUUUUAGAACUUACUCCAUUUAUAUAAUUUAAUUUAAAAUACAUUAGACAAAUAUAGUAUAUAAUCAUUGGAUUAUUAAAACUAAGAAUGUAGACGGACGUAAAAUAAAAAUUAAUAACCACACUAACUAAAAUAUACUAUUAAUAUAGUUUAUUAACUAAUUAGUUUUAACUUAUUAACUUAUUAACUUAUUAACUUAUUAUUAACUUUAAUUAGUUAACUAAUUAAUAUGCUACACUCUUUGAUAAAAAAUAAUUAUUUGUAAUUGUUUAUGUAUUUAAAAUAUGAUCAUUUAGAAAUGAUCAUAAAUACUGUGCUAAUCAGUAGUGUAAAAUAAUUGAAUACAUACAUUUACUUAAAAAAACUAGCAAAAUGUACAGGAAUAUCUAAUAUUAAUUUGAAUAUUGUUGUAUUCAAAAAAAAAAAAAUAAUUUUCCAUUAAUCCUUUUUUAGUAUUUCUUUUCAUAGUUUUUUCCAUUUCUAGUCAUUUUUAAGGCAUUGUACUGUACUGCACAAUUUUUUCUUUUAGUAACGAUUCUGUGUGAAACUCAUUUGAAUAUGCUUUGAUUUCAAAAUUUUUUAAAAUUUUCAUAAAAAUUUGAACUUUAAAUGGUUAUAAAAAAAAUUAUUACGUUGUACUUCACUUUUUUAUCACGAAGUCAUAAUUAUAAUGAACCUUGUGUUCAUAUUCAAGAAUUUUUUACUGGAUCAAAAUAAUUACAUCCACAUACAACCAAUUAAUAAUUAAAAGAAAAUUAACAAUUUAAAUUUAUUAUAAAUAACUUAAAAAUCACCAAAAUGUUAUGGAAAUUGUACCACAGCUAAAAAAUGUUUAUAUUAGUAUUUAGUAAAAUGAUCAGGUCUCUAAAUUUAUUUUUAACCAAAUUUUAACACUUAGUAAAAUCAGAAUGUAAAUUAUAAGAAUUUUCUCAGAAUCUAAAAUAAAUUUAUUCCAAUUUAUUCGUAUAAGCAGUGCGGUCGAUUCACAACACACUAAUUCUUGUAUGGGGCCCAUACUUAAAAUUAUAUAAGUACCUAUACUAUUAAUAUUUUUUUUUUAAAUAAAAUCAUAAUUUGGUAAGUUUAUUUUACAUGAUGUUUAAAAUAUCUAUAUUAUGUUGUUUAUACAGUGUAACAUAAAUUAAUAAAUUAAGACUCUUAUUUGAUAUAUUGAAAUGUUAUCAACCAAUGAGCAUCAUCUGUUUUUGUAAGUGUGGGCCAUUAAACCCCCAACCCAGUCAGUGUCGUAGCCUGGGGGGGUCACUCAAUGGAGUACACAUAAUAAGUGAUAAGGGAACCAUAAAAUAACAAGUAAUAAUUACUCAAGCAUAGCAAAAACUAGAUAAUAAAAAAGACAUUAAAUGCUCCCUCCUCCUCCCCCAGAAAUAUUUUUAUGACUAUGGUACUGAACCCAGUUAUUAUAUUAUAAUUACCUUACCUAUUAUGAACUUUUAUGCAUUUAUAUUUAUAUAUAAUAUAAUCUAUAAUAAUGUCAAUGGAUAAUUUAAAUAAUUUCACUGAUGGUGUGCCCUGCCAAGAGGGGUGCGAGAGGUGCCCAUGUACAGGGUGCUAUGACCACAGGGGCGCCAUUUGAUAGUUUUUAAGUUUUUUUUUUGCUCAUCGUUAAAUUCUUCUAGUACCUGGUGACGAUUUUGGUAGGCACAGCACUACACUGAUUGGUAUUAAUCCUUUAUUAUAGUAUGUUUAGAUUAAAAUACAAAAAUAAUGGGACCACAAAUUAAAUUUGCACCGGUGUCCAAUUAGCUACUAGACUAGUAAGUAUCUAGGAAAAUAUUUCAAAACAAACAUUGGGAAUUUGUGGUGAAAUAAAUAUUUUCCUAAAUUACUUGAGCAAUAAAAUAUUUAUGUAUUUUUAUUUUCAUUGGGCAUAUUGUUAUUAUUGGCGUAUUAUUGUUUACUUUAGAGAAAUAAUAUCCAAAAAUAUCCCAUAUUGUGACUUAUCAUACUAUUGUUGUAGGUAUGUGUCUGUAUGUAUUUAUAGUACAUUAUAAAUACACUAUAAUACAUAAUAUAUUAUGAGAUAACACGUUUUUUGUAUACAUGUGUUGGUAUACUUCUACAAUUAUUUAUUUUCAUAUCCAUGUAUAUAGUAUUAUUAUGGAGUUAAAAUUUUAUUAAGUAAAGAUUAUUUAAAAUAUUUAUAGGUACAUAUUAAUUCAUUCAUAAAUUAAUGAUUAUAACUAUACAGUUUAAAUUCAAAAUUGCAUAAGAAGUUUAAUGUUUUACUUUAUAAGAAAAAUAAUAAUUUGUAAUAUAAUAUUAUUACAUUUUUAGGUGUAUGUUGGUGUUUUGCCCAAAGAUUUUUUGCGUUUAGAUGUGGUUGCACUAGAUGAAUCUGAGUCUAGAUUACAACAAGAAGCUGCCGAUCAACAAGCUGCUAUGGCACUACAACAGUCUAUGGGAUGUAUACAAGGAGAUCGUGAUAGAAAUAGAUUAAAUAUUUCAAUUGUACAAGCACGGCUUGUUAAAAAUUACGGUUUAACCAGAAUGGAUCCAUAUGUACGACUUAGGGUAGGACAUUGUGUGUAUGAAACACAGACAGACCCUAAUGGUGGUAAAACUCCCAAAUGGCAUAAAACUGUUCAAACGUAAUACAAUUUCAUAUUAAAGUAAUUCUAAAGAAAACAAUUUUAGAUUUAAUAUCUUUUUUAGACUUCCGCAAGAAGGUGUUAAUCAAAUUCACAUAGAAAUAUUUGAUGAGUGUUCUUUUAAAAUGGAUGCACUUAUUGCUUGGACAUCAAUACCAAUUCCUGCCCAAGUUUAUAAAGGAGUCACAAUUGAACAGUGGUACAAUUUAUCUGGAAAACAAGGACCUAACAAUGAAGGAACUAUUAACAUAAUUAUAAGUUAUGGAGUAAGUGUUUAAUUUUUAAUAUUUUAUUUAUGAAAAUAAUAUCUGUUUGAUUUAAAAUAUAAAGAUUCCGCCUAGUUUGGGUGUACCAAGUUCAUUCAUGAUGCUACCACAAAUGCCGAAAUACAACAAUUCAAGUGCUAAUUUAACUCCUAUUUACAUUCAACCUACAGCACCUCAAGUUCCAGCUCUUAAUGCUGAAGAUUUGAAACAAGUAAAUAUAAUAUAAGUACCUAAAUUUAAAACAUAUAUUAUUUUAUAUUAUUUUUCCUUCAUAGAUUCAAGAUAUGUUCCCAAAUAUGAAUAAAGAGACAGUGAAAGCUGUUUUUGAAGCCAAUAACGGUAACAAAGAUCUUACCGUUAAUUCGUUACUUCAAUUGGCUGACUAGAUUUUAAUUACAUUAUUAAAUUUAUUAAUAUUAUUAUAUUUGUGCCAUUCAAUAUCAACAUUUUGGCGACAUUAUCAAAAGGUACCUGGAAAUUACAAUUGCCUAUGGUCAUGAUUUAUUAAUUUGAAUAGUUAUUUUUUAAAAUUAAUAAUAAUUUAAUUUUUGCACUUAUUGGCUGUAAUACAUGAAUAAUGUUUACCAAGUACUAAAAAUAAUUUAAUUAGUCCUAAAUACAAUUCAAUCUCUGAAUUUUAAAUAAAUAAAGUAUCUCAGUAAAUAAAUAUAUUAGUUGAGGAUUUAUCCAUGAUAACAUUUAUAACCCCUAUUUUUUUGUUCUAUUCUGUUAUGGAUAUUCUAUUUUAAUAUUAAACAUUUAAAAAUUGUAUCUAUUUUAAAAUAACAUAUUUUAGUUUUUUAUCAAUAAUAAUUUUAUAUUUAGUUUUAAUAAAAACUUACACAUUCCGAAAUUAAAAAUAAUAUUUGUAUACUGGAAUUGAUAAACUAAAUUUGUGAUAAUUGUAUAGUCUUUGCUAAAUAGAAUAAAUAAAUUAUUUAUGCAGAAGUUCCAAAAUUAGCUAUGAAUAAUUUUUGAAACAAUUACCUUUAAAUAACCAUAAACUAUAUUUAUUUUUAUUUAAAUACCAGCUUUGAUUUGCACCAUUUCAAAAUAUAUAUAUAUAUAUAUAUAUAUAUGUGUGUUCAUGUGUUUCAAAAUAUUAUAAGUAGUAAAUUUAUAAACUAAAUUAUUUAUCAUAUACGAAAGGAGACCACCCAAUAAUACAACUCAAUACCUAUAACAUGUUAUAUUUAAAUAAUAUUAUUUGAACCAUUAUUUUUUUCUAAAUUCAGUCAUAUCCAUUAUCCAUGUACCUAUGUAAAUAUGUAAUUAAGAACGAACAUUAUCAUGGUUUCCACAGCUUCUAGAAACCUGAAAUAGUUUGGGAAUUUAUUUGAAAUUUUGGAAUUUCUAUUUUCAUAACAUUAAUUAUUCAUAAUUUGAAUAUUAGAUAGUAUUAUUCUUAUCAUCUAUGCCAAACAAAUAUUAUUAAUUAUUUGAUAAUUUAUAAAAAUUUCAACACUUACUAUUUAUUUACUUUAAAAUUUAAUAAAAAAAAUCAAGGAAAAUUUAAAAUGGAUUUUCGUGGCAUUGUAGAUUGACAUUAAUUAUUUAAUGUGGAGUAAGUGAUGAAAUUUUGAUGAAUGUGUGAGAAUAUAAGUAGUUAACUCUUUUUUUGUAGGAUGAAGGCAGUGCUUGAAAUGGAUUGUAGUAUUAGAUUUCCAUCCAUUCCAGUUAGUCAAUAACUAAAAUUUAAAAGUCCUAUAUAGUAAAAAUAUUGAAAGAAACUAAAGAAAAUAUUAAUUUAGUUGUAAGAUAUGUUCCCAACAGUGUCACAAUCAAGGAGAUUAAAAUUUGUAACAAUUAUGUUAACAUUAAAAUUAAAUUUCCAUAGCCACCGCCAUUCUUUUUUGUGUCAUAUAAAACGAAGUGUUUGGAUUGGAAAUGUAUCAGUACAACAAUUAAACUCGUUACCGCUGUCAUUGACGAUAACAUAAUUAAAUUAAAGACAAUGGAAAGCCUAAAAAAACAAUCAUUAUUUGUUAAUAUAACCUCUGUAUACCUCCUUAACAACAGAUCCUAUAAAAUUGGUAAAUGUAUCUAAUAAUUUUGAUUCUUAAAACUUACAUAGUCAACACUUUUUUAGUAUGUGAUUUGCUUCAUUUGGUGUAUAUGUGUAGGUAUAAUUGUGACUUGUUUUUUUUUUUUUUUUUAAAUAAUAUAUACCUAUUCUUAUGAGUUUGUUUGCAUUAUAUUGGAUCGGUCAACAAACUAAAACGGAAAAACCUAAUAAAAAUUUCAUUAGAAUGGGGUAUGUAUGAUGUACUAUAAUAUACAUCUAAAUUUGCUGGAAAAAAUCAGUAUAAGUUUUUAUUCAUCAUAGUUAAUAUUUUAAGUUAUAAUUUAAUAAAUAAUUAUGCGUGUAAAAGCAGUGUUAUAUUCGGUUUAUUGAAAAAUACUUACCCUUUUUAUAUCAAUUCUAGAACGAGCAAACAAGGAAAGUCUAAUUAUUAGUAUAUUAUAGGCAUAUCUGUGUAUGAUAUAUUAAUUUUAUAAGUAUCCCAGUUCAUACAAGUUUCCAUUUUGAGCACUGGAUGAAGGUGAAAAGAAAGAAAAUAAUUAUUAUGCGAUUAAUACAGAACUAUAAAAUAAUGGUUAAUAUCUUCACAUUAGGUACAUGGAUUAAGUAUUAAUAAGUAAUAGUGUAAACACAGUAUCCUGGUCAAAUGUAAUUAACUCUAUUUAUAUAUUAUCUGUAAAAUAUUUAAAUAAACUCCAUAUUAUACAGAAAUAGAAGUACAACACAAAUUUAGAAAAAAAGAUAAAAUAUAUUUUUCAGCCUUAUUCCACUGGUCAGAAUAAAUCCAAGAAAACUAUCAAGAUGAUAUUUGUUGAAAAAAUUAAAUUAUUACAUCUUAUGUGUAAGUCAAAAAAAUAGCAUUAUUAUUUAUUAUCUACAAAACUAAACUAAUGUUUUAUAAAUGAGAUAAAUUAUUUCUUAAAAUGUUAAAUGUAUAUUUUUUUAAAUUUUAAUAUGUUUAUUGCCAAGGUUAUUUCAAGUUCACAGUUUAUAGUAAAUAUUUUAAAAAGUGAACAUUUUUGUUCUAGUACAAAAAAUGUUUAAAAGAAAUCAAUUUGAGUUAAAUUUUUAAAAUUCCAUGUUACCAACAAAUAUAUAGCUAACAUAUUGCUCAAUUAAAUUUAUUUAUUUUUUCAAUGGAUUUUUUCUCAUGUUACACCUCAACAAUACAGUUAUGCUUAUUUACCAGUGAUGUAGUACUGAUUAAAAUAUAUUUUGUAAUAUUUUUACUGUACAACUUGAUUUAUUCUCUGAACUUCAGUAUUCUAUAUAUUAUAAAUAUGAUUACUAUCACUUAAAAAACAAUGAAUACAAAUUAUAAAUUUACUUUAUCUUUUAUUCCAUUGUACGUUAUAUUUAAUUUUUAUAGUUAAGUUAACUAAAUUUGUUAUUAGUUUAUUAUUGUAAUUUAAUGGGCUUUAAUAUGUAAUCAUACAACUAAAUAUUUAAGGUUGAACACAUAUAUAGCACCAGUUAAUAAAGUUUUAUUGAAUUAAAAUAAAAUGUUUGUUAAUUUUUUGAAAUAUUUUAUUACAAAGAUUAACUUAGUUCAGUCAACACAUACAGUAUAUAAAACAAAAUAGG